Magnolia sinica is the source of this 483-nucleotide messenger RNA. RefSeq names its product vacuolar protein sorting-associated protein 32 homolog 1-like. Gene Ontology annotation, biological process: late endosome to vacuole transport via multivesicular body sorting pathway; vesicle budding from membrane. The record is from RefSeq and is a predicted model, not a curated record. Gene Ontology annotation, cellular component: multivesicular body; ESCRT III complex; cytoplasmic side of plasma membrane. Bases 36 to 281 code for a protein of 81 amino acids. The transcript is spliced from 2 exons. Lineage: Eukaryota; Viridiplantae; Streptophyta; Magnoliopsida; Magnoliales; Magnoliaceae.
UAUUUUACAGAAACAUUGAUGAUGUGGACAAGACAAUGGAUGAGAUCAACGAGCAGACUGAGAACAUGAAACAGAUUCAGGAAGCACUGUCUACUCCUAUUGGCACAGCAGCUGAUUUUGAUGAAAAUGAACUGGAGGCAGAGCUCGAGGAAUUGGAGGGAGCUGAGUUGGAGGAACAUCUUACUGAUUGCUUCCAUCAUGUGGAAAUUUUGACAUUGUUUUUUUCUCUUUCUGGGUUGUCUUCUAACAGGAAAUGCCUUUUGGAUGGAAACUUUUUAUAAGUAUACAUCUCUGCCUGCUUCACUUUAAGGAAUGUUUCUUAUAGUUUAAAUUUACAAAUUUACAUGGCAUUAAUAUUUUUGGUGUUACAUGAUGUUUUCUAAGCAUUAUCUUUGAUUGGGUUAUCUUUGUGAAUCAUGUUUUUGUUUUCCCUAAGAAAGUUUGCAUGACCAAUAAAUUGUGUUUUGAGGAGAAUUGCAUUUA